UCGCGUGGAUAGAAGCACUUGGGACUUUUUGUAUGGUACGUUACUCCAACCGUUCGUUUUUUGGAUCGCUCGAUAUGGAACCAGUUAUUCAAUCGCUCGAGGCAGAGCCAGUUAUCCAAGUCACCUUGUCAGACUUUGAUAAUGCAUGGGAGGCCUUGAUGCGUCGUGUGAUAGCCGAAGCUACCUCGUCGUCGUCAGGGUCCAACACCAUGUAUUAUGGGGCGGACAGACAACAACUUGGUACUUCGCGGAGUAUAUACGGUUUCGUGCAGUGUAGUAAAGAUAUUUCUCCGUCGAAAUGUGAACAAUGUUUAAGAAAGAACGUGGAUGACUACAGAUCGUGCUGCAGUGGGAGACAACGUGGCAUUACUGAGAGACCGAGCUGUUUCAUGCGAUGGGAUCUUGAUCCAUUCUUUGGACUUUUUGAGGAUAACAUAGCGCCAGCUCCAACUCCUCCUCCUGAAAAAGGUGACAGAAAGAUACCUAUUGGCGUUGUGGUGGGAAUCACUGGUGUUCUCACCUUCGUGAUCAGUAUGCUGCUUUCACUAGGGGUUGCUCUUUGUAUUAGGAGAAAAGCGCACCAAGAAAAUGGAAAUGAAAGUGAGUUCUUUAUUAUUUGGCACAAAGACAUAAUUGUGGAAAUGAUUUCAACACUAGUAUAUAAAGAUUUGAGCCUAUGCCUAUCCAUGGCUGGUCUGGAGCAUAGGCGAGGGAAUCGACCGCUUAGUGCGUUAAGCGAAAAUUUUAGUUGUAUAUUGAGCAUAAAUUCAUUUUUACAUGAAUAACAAAAUCAUAGAGUUUUAAGUGA
Molecule: messenger RNA, 808 nt
Organism: Brassica rapa (field mustard)
Lineage: Eukaryota; Viridiplantae; Streptophyta; Magnoliopsida; Brassicales; Brassicaceae
Product: putative cysteine-rich receptor-like protein kinase 16
Source: RefSeq, a predicted model, not a curated record